UCUCUUCGUUUCAUUUUUUUUUUUUUUUUUCGUUUCAAUUUUUUCUGUUUGGAAAAUUUCCGUUUCUUUUUGUGUGUUCAUCUGCAGCACAGAGGCAAUAUCACGAACAACUUGGUAUCUCCUUCCUCGAAUCUACGUUUCUAUAGGUGAGGGUCUUGACUCUUGAGGUGCGGAUAAUCUUGAGCCUAGGGCUUUACUGCUAGUUAGUGGAUUUGUCAUUUUCGGCAUCAGAAAUGGGAAAUGGGUCGGAGAAUUUCGAUAUUGAGGAUCUGAUGUCUUAUGGAGACGAUUUGAUCAAUUUAUUGGAUGUUAAGAAUGGUUUUGAUGUGAUAUCUCAAAGUUUCGAGCAGUUAAAAGCUCUCAAUUCCGCUUGCGAUGAGGAUUUCAGUGAGAUACAUGGCUCUAUCCAUGAUUGUAAGAAGAAACUCGAUGUCUGUAAGAAGAAAACGGAGGAAGCAUAUUCAGAUGUUGCGGCUGAAGAUGAAAUUGAACGUCUUCAGAAAGAGCUCGACGAAGAAAUGGAACUGGAGCGCAAGCUUAAAGACGAGCUUAGAGUGGUCGCUGAUGAACUUAAUGACCUGAAUGCUCAAUUGACUUCAAUUGAUGAACAUAAGCAAUCUACAAAGAGAAAAGAGCGGGACGACUUGAGAACUGUGAAAAAGCUAUCUAUGUAUGCUUCUGUCACGAAAGUUAUACCGGACAUUGAUGAUCCAUCAAAGAUCUCAGGCUAUAUGGUAGAUCGUGAAACGAGGGUCAUUGAGAAGUUUCAAUUUGAGACAAAUAAGAUGACGGCCUACGAGACAUGUAACAGUAUCUGGAGCAUCAUAAACAAGCAAUAGACAGACUUGACACUAGUUCGUUUGUAUGAUAUUUUUGUUUGAUCAGUCUCAGUUCUACCUUAGCAACCAAAAACACUCUUUACCAACUACCACUCCUUGAUGUAAACACUUUCUGCUUAUAUAAUUUGGAUAUUUGUGAUUUGAUUAUGAAUCCUCUACUCCUGUAACAUUAUCAUCAAUCUAUGAAUAUAUUCACUGCAAGUUUCCUUGCAA
This is a messenger RNA of Capsella rubella, 1052 nucleotides long. RefSeq lists its product as uncharacterized. The record is from RefSeq and is a predicted model, not a curated record. Gene Ontology annotation, biological process: regulation of chromosome segregation. Lineage: Eukaryota; Viridiplantae; Streptophyta; Magnoliopsida; Brassicales; Brassicaceae. The transcript is spliced from 5 exons. The coding region runs from base 234 to 839 and encodes 201 amino acids.